Molecule: messenger RNA, 585 nt
Organism: Spirodela intermedia
Lineage: Eukaryota; Viridiplantae; Streptophyta; Magnoliopsida; Alismatales; Araceae
Source: the annotation of a GenBank genome assembly
AUGGCGACCCCCGCCGCCUGCAAUCUCCCUCUAAUCCUGUUAUUCGUCGCCGCCGCCUUAUUCCCAUCGCCGGCAGUCGCCGGCGGCGAGCUCCGGGGCCCUCCGAUGGGAUCCGUCGGCUUCCUCUUCCCCGGCGACGGCGGCGGCGCCGCCGGUGGCAAGCACCUGUCGCGGGAGUUCCUCGACGCCCACAACAGGGUCCGGCGAUACGUCGGCGAGGCCCCCGUCGUUUGGGACCGCUCGCUGGCCAUGUACGCCCGCCGGUGGGCGAAGCGCCGCCGAGACUGCCGGUGCAUCCACUCCGGCGGCCCCUUCGGGGAGAACAUGUUCUGGGGCACCGGCAAGGGCUGGCGCGCCGCCGACGCGGUGAGGAGCUGGGCCUUGGAACACUACGAUUACGAUCGCAGCAGCAAUUCCUGCCGCCCCGGCAGGAUGUGCGGCCACUACACGCAGAUCGUCUGGAACGCCACCGCCAUGGUCGGCUGCGCCCGCACCGUCUGCUUCGACGGCGGCGUCAUCAUGGUCUGCAACUACCACCCGCCGGGCAACUUUAUCGGCGAGAACCCCUUCGAUUCCGCCGCCUGA